This is a messenger RNA of Candidula unifasciata, 441 nucleotides long. NCBI's taxonomy places the organism in Eukaryota, Metazoa, Mollusca, Gastropoda, Stylommatophora, Geomitridae. The record is from the annotation of a GenBank genome assembly.
AUGGAGGUCAAAGGUGAAACUCACUCCAUGCUAUGCAACUUUGAAGUACUAGGAUUACUCAGGGAUAUUCAAGCUGGCAGAGGGCAGAAAAAGCCAAACAAGUUUCAGACAAACUUGGCAACCAUUACUUAUGAAACCAUCAAAAGUCUUGAAAAUUGGCCGUGUGUUCAUCAUACUGGGGAGGGAAUUGCAGCAGCAAUGAAAGCUCUUACACCAUUUAAGCUGACUCCUGCAGAAAAACUUCAGCUGAUAAAUCUUUGUCCUAGCUCGGCAGUGGAGAUUCAGCUGAUUGUAGAGGAGAGUGAAGAGAGACUCUCCGAGGCCCAAGUUGAGGAGUUGCUGGAUUUAUUGUCCACUCAUCUACCGGGUCCUGAGAAGGAGGAAGGUGAAGAGGAGGGCAUGGAAGACGAAAGUGAAGUUCAAGAUGAUGCUAAUAGUUAA